This is a messenger RNA of Schizophyllum commune H4-8, 183 nucleotides long. RefSeq lists its product as uncharacterized. The transcript has a single exon. The annotation marks the transcript as partial. NCBI's taxonomy places the organism in Eukaryota, Fungi, Basidiomycota, Agaricomycetes, Agaricales, Schizophyllaceae. The record is from RefSeq and is a predicted model, not a curated record.
AUGCAAUCUGGAACUCGACUUCGGCACCUGUUCUGCACCAUUCUCCUUUUCUGCGCACCUGCCCGGCCCGAGACCCUCUGGGACGAGUUCAGAGAACACGUCUGUGAUGAUCUCGCUUAUCGUCUGCGCUGCGCCGGAAGAAUGCACGUUCGACAGGAGGAUGUGUACGACUAUGGCCUUCAC